ACUAAUACUUGCAGCUAGCAGGAUGAACAGUACAUUAUGGAUGGAACUUCGUCUCAAAUUUACCUGAUUUUCUCCGUCUUAUUACGUGUGAUUCUCUCUCAGGAUGUAAAUAUAGGAAAUAUAUUUCCAGAUGAUGUUCUUACACCAUAUUCUGGACACCACAGAAGUAAGCGAUCGCUAAGAUUCGUCCGUGAAUGUCAGCCAGUGUACUUUGGAAAUCGUACUCAUGAGGAAUUCCCGGCCUCAAAUACCAUAAAAUCUGGCAAUAAUUUUGUCAAAGUCCACAAUUUAUUUUACGAAUACAACCUAGGGAACGUUACACAGCAGGUUUAUGGUCAUUACGGUGUCGUGGAAGAUCCACUUCGGACGUUUUCUAUCGUAGAACCAGGAGGUGCUGAUGGUUGUAAUCAAAGUAGGAGAGCGACAGUUAGUCAGACUUCAAAACAAAGAAACUGUGUUGUCGCCUCAAAUGCUGGCUAUUUUAGAACUAAGAAUGGGCAUUGCUUAGGGAAUAUAUUCAGCGAUGGAAGACAAGUGCUCGAUGCAGGAGGAAUUCAAAAUGUCAACUUUGGCAUUCGUAAAGAUGGGACUAUAAUUACAGGGUAUUUGUCAGAGGAGAUGGUAUUGGACUUAGAGAAUCCAUUUGUGCAAUUAGUAACAGGGGUAGUUUGGCUGCUUCGAAAAGGAGAGUUGUAUAUCAAUGAAAGUAAGAAGAUCGAGUGUGAAGACUUGGAAGAAACUGGGUCUGUUGAUAUGUUUGUGAAUGUUAUGUCUGGUAGGACGGCUAUUGGACAUGAUGCUCAGGGGAAUGUUGUACUGCUUCAAGUUGAUGGAAGAACACAUCACAGAGGAAUGAACUUGUAUAAUUUUGCCAAGUAUUUGAAGAAGCUUGGGCUUGUAAAUGCAAUCAAUCUGGACGGUGGAGGAUCUGCAACGUUUGUUGUCAAUGGUACAACUGUCAACUACCCAAGUGAUGGAUGUGGUGAAUUCAUUUGUGCAAGAAAAGUUUCGACAAUAGCCUGUUUUCAUGAACCAGACUGCUACCCAAUAGAUUGCAACAAGCAUGGCACAUGUCGAAUGGGUGUCUGUGAUUGUGACCAACACUGGACAGGAGAUAAAUGCGAUGUUCUGGAGUGUAGUCAGUUGCAGUGCUCACUAAAUGGUGUCUGUACUGAAGGGGGAUGUAUCUGUUCCCCUGGAUGGACAGGAAAGGCAUGUGAAAAAGCUUGUCCGACUGGUAUGUUUGGUGUGAAUUGCAGUUCACACUGUACAUGUAUCAAUGGUGGCAAGUGUGAUGCUGUGACUGGGGACUGCCUGUGUGCACCUGGCUGGAUGGGAAUACACUGUCAACUUAAAUGCCCACCAGGAAAGUUUGGGAUUGCAUGUGAAGAAAAGUGUAACUGUAGCAUGCCAUGUGAAUGUGAUGCAGCUACAGGAUUCUGUAAUAAUACCUUGAAUGGACACUCAACAGAUAUGAACUACUGGAAAAAUAAUUCACGAAGCUGGAUAAAAUGUUUGGAUUCAAAAUCAAGUGAAUCACCAAUAGAAGCUUUGAGUGAGAAAGAAGUUGAAAUGAAAAAUGAAUACAGGACGUUAUUGUAUUGGUUCAUUGGUGUUACCAGUUUGUGUGCCGUUAGCAUGUUGGCCAAUUUUAUCUUGAUAUACAUGCAGUGCAAUAUAUCAGCAAAAAGAAAAAGAAGACGGCUYGAAGAACAAGAAUUUUUAUUUAUUUCAGACGAAGAAUUGUGAUCAAUUUGAGAGUACUAUGAAACUUGAGGAUUUUUUAGUACAAGGGUUUUUGUCUAUGAUUUAUUGUAUUAACUAAGAUGGAAGAAACAACAUACAAGAGAUUGUAGUAUUAAAACUAUCUAGAUUUUUGUAUGAUGAAAGUAUAAAAAUAGAUUAAAUACUAUUUAAAUAAAACCAUAUAAUUUAUUGGACUUAAAUUUUCGAAACAGACUGCGUGAUCUAUGAAUUUAGAGCCUCAAAAUAUUUGUAAAGUAUCUAGCUGUCAUACGAUACACCCCUUGCAAACGAUGUCAAAGGAGCUUGAUUUGGAGGACAAAACAAAAUAAUUUCAAUCUCAUGAGAAUUGGAAACCUAUUGUUAUUUCCUCCAAAUUGAGCUGCAUUUCUGCGUACUACAAGGGGCCUAUUUGACAUUUCCAUGACAAAUUAUAGGCACCUACACUUAAAAACUUUGUGUUUUCCAACAAUAUGACAUGUAAAUAAACUACGAUAUGUAUGACAAAUUACUGGUAUUUCUAAAUAAAAUAUAAAUAUAUUAGUAAUAUUAACAGAAAUUAGUAGACAUUCUAAUAAAUAAUUGAUAAAU
Molecule: messenger RNA, 2334 nt
Organism: Actinia tenebrosa (Australian red waratah sea anemone)
Lineage: Eukaryota; Metazoa; Cnidaria; Anthozoa; Actiniaria; Actiniidae
Product: N-acetylglucosamine-1-phosphodiester alpha-N-acetylglucosaminidase
Biological process (GO): secretion of lysosomal enzymes
Source: RefSeq, a predicted model, not a curated record